Messenger RNA from Acanthochromis polyacanthus (spiny chromis), 1547 nucleotides. RefSeq names its product calmodulin-binding transcription activator 2-like. Gene Ontology annotation, molecular function: transcription coregulator activity; protein binding; double-stranded DNA binding. NCBI's taxonomy places the organism in Eukaryota, Metazoa, Chordata, Actinopteri, Pomacentridae. The coding region runs from base 9 to 1547 and encodes 512 amino acids. The record is from RefSeq and is a predicted model, not a curated record. Gene Ontology annotation, biological process: regulation of transcription by RNA polymerase II. The transcript has 10 exons. Gene Ontology annotation, cellular component: nucleus.
GGAGGAAGAUGGACAGGAGGAGGAGGAGGAGGAAGAGGCUUCAUCACUCCAUCCGUCACCGAGGGAUGACACUGCUGCACCUGGCUGCUGCUCAGGGAUACACACACCUGAUACACACCCUGAUACACUGGAGGAGUGUGAACAGCGACAGUCUGGACCUGGAACAGGAAGUUGACCCUCUGAACGUGGACCACUUCUCGUGCACGCCGCUGAUGUGGGCGUGUGCGCUCGGCCACCAGAGGGCAGCAGAACUCCUGUACAGCUGGAACAGUCUGGCCCUGGGGAUCCCUGAUUCGCUGGGACGCCUGCCGCUCGCCGUCGCUCGUUCCCGCGGACACACCCGCCUCGCCGCCGCGCUGGAGGAGCUGCACACGCAGCGCACACACGUGACGCCCCGGGACUCAAACACGCCUCCCACUGACACACACACUCCGGACACGCCACAGCCGCCUCCAUCUCCUCUGUCCACCAGCCCCGACACAGGUCUGAGCUCCUCCAGCAGCCUCCCCUCCCCAGCGACCCUCCUCCCCCUCACCAAGCUCCGCCUACUCCAGUGCCCCUGCCCCCAUGGACACCUCCCCUCCUCACCUUCGUCUCCCUCCUCGUCCUCCCUCGCUGCCCGUCUCCCAUCCCUCCCCUCCUCCCUCUCUGCUGUGUCCAUGUGGGGGGAGGAGCCUAGCGCCACCUUCAGUGCAGGUCUGACCCCCGGCGGCUCCAGAGACUCCCCCCUGUACCUGAUGGACUACGAGAGCGCCGCCCCCGGCCACGCCCCCGGCCGGCCGGCGACACUGGAGGAGACGCUGCUGAGCUACAGCGAGAACGCCGAGAACGAAGGCGAGGAGGAGGAAUACCUGGAGGAGGAGUGCUGCAGGUACGUGUCUGUCGACAUGGCAACGCUGGCAGAGCAGAUCAUCGAGGCUACUCCAGAGCGAAUCAAACAGGAGGACUUCCCCAGGGGGCGGAGUCACCGCUCAGAGAGAGGCGGGACAACCCCGCCAUCCAGGACACCUGGCUGGCCACCUACCUGGAGACGGUCGACGCCCACACACACUCCCCGCCCAGAGGCUCCGCCCCCCUCCUCUGUAGCGUGGGCGGAGUUUCUGAACGCCUCGGCCAAUGGGAAGAUGGAGAGAGACUUCGCCCUGCUGACGCUGACGGACGGCGAGCAGAGGGAGCUGUAUGAGGCGGCCAGGAUCAUCCAGAACGCCUUCAGGAGAUACAAGUACGCCCUCUACAAGAAGAUGACCCAGGCCGCCAUCCUGAUCCAGUCCAAGUUCCGGUCGUACUACGAACAGAAGCGUUUCCAGCAGAGCCGGAGGGCAGCGGUCCUCAUCCAGCAGUACUACCGCAGCUACAAGGAGUACGAACGGCUGAAACAGGCGCCGAGAGGGGCCGCUAGCCACAACCCCAAGAUCAAAGGCUCCUUCCUGACCAAGAAGCAGGACCAGGCAGCCAGGAAGAUCAUGAGGUUCCUGCGGCGCUGCAGACACAGGAUCAAGGAGCUGAAGCAGAGCAGGGAGCUGGAGAGGAGAGCCCUGACCACCUGA